Neocloeon triangulifer is the source of this 1131-nucleotide messenger RNA. RefSeq names its product large ribosomal subunit protein bL9m (gene mRpL9). Gene Ontology annotation, cellular component: mitochondrion; ribosome. Gene Ontology annotation, biological process: translation. Bases 122 to 946 code for a protein of 274 amino acids. The record is from RefSeq and is a predicted model, not a curated record. Lineage: Eukaryota; Metazoa; Arthropoda; Insecta; Ephemeroptera; Baetidae. The transcript is spliced from 4 exons. Gene Ontology annotation, molecular function: structural constituent of ribosome.
ACACGUUAAAAUCCAAUCAAAACAUUUCGCCUUUUGUGCCGACAAGAAGUUGGAAAAGAGCUGAAAUUCAAGCUUUUGCAACCUUAAUUUCAAUUAAAUUGCCAACUAGAGUUGUAAAAAAAUGCUCAAGCUAUGCAGUCGUCUCUCAACUUUGAGCACAGGAAUGGUCCAUCCGCCUGGCUUGCAAUUUGCUUUUAUCAGUUCGAGUCCGUUGGAACGAUGUUCGACAAUCCUGAAAAGAAAGUUCCCUCUCAGACCACACAAGAAAGGCCACAGACCAGUCAAACUGAAAGGCACAAAUUAUGUUUAUGAGACCGUGCAGGGAAGGAAUAAGACCAAGGAAGAACCACUGGAGGUCAUUUUAACCCAAUACGUGGAUGGUGUUGGCAAAAAGGGGGACAAAGUCAAGUUGAGACGGAACUUUGUCUACAAUAGAUUGCUGUUGCCAAAGCUGGCCGUUUAUGUAAAUCCUGAAAACGAGGCACUUUUCUGUUCCGAAGCAUCUGGAGGUGCUUCUGUUGAAUUCAGCUCGAAAGAUGCUCCGAGGACUGUUGCUUACAUCGCGCGCCAAAUGGUUGCCGUCACGAUGAGCAAAGACAAUCCGUGGACGCUAGAACCGUGGCACAUUCGAGCGAACGCACGGAAAGCCGGAAUCAUAAUUUCCGACGAUAGCUGCAUCGAAAUGCCGCCGGGACCGAUCAGCGGGCCCGACCUGAGUCUGCAGAACAAGGAGUUCUUUGUCACCAUCACGUUGAACAAAAAGGAAAAGGUAAAUCUCCGUUGUCGCAUUCACCACUGGAGCUCCGAGCCUAGCGAACGAAUUUACGCGCACUACCCCUGGUUCGAGAAGGCGGAGCCGAUUUUCGCCGAACAAGCCGAAUAUCUGGAACAAGUUCCGCUGCCCAAAUUCAGGGUUCUCAAUAUAUCUGCGCCGGAAUACAACUAAUUCCUGUGGUUUUCCAUAGUAAAAAUUAAACGUUAGUCUAAAAAUUUGUGUCCAAAUUUUCAUCAGAACCUAAAUUAAAAUCAGUCAAUCAAAAUACAAACAUAUGUAAUUCAUAUUUCUACGUUUAUUAUUAAUCCACAUAAAUUAAAAUGCAUUUGAAUUGAAAAUUUCCAAACUUAACAAGC